Messenger RNA from Cornus florida, 4985 nucleotides. RefSeq lists its product as uncharacterized. The record is from RefSeq and is a predicted model, not a curated record. Bases 1005 to 4556 code for a protein of 1183 amino acids. Gene Ontology annotation, cellular component: cortical microtubule. The transcript has 8 exons. Gene Ontology annotation, biological process: cortical microtubule organization. Lineage: Eukaryota; Viridiplantae; Streptophyta; Magnoliopsida; Cornales; Cornaceae.
CUGUAAUUUGUAACGGUCGUUUAAUCAGUUUAUUUAUGUAUUUUUUUAUUAUUUUUGAUUGAGGGGUCACUAAAAAAAAUUAGCCAACUAAAAUGGAAAAAAAGUGACAACUGACCAGAGAGAUAAAGAGGAAAUUAAAAAAAAGAAAAAAAAAAAGAGAGAAAAAUAUCACAGAGCAGAGAGAAACUGAGAAAGAACGAAAGCUUGCUGAGGAGGAAAGAAGAAAAAUCUGAACAAAAGGUUCGUUGCUGAUGCUCUCCAUUCAUUCCAGUUCCUCUCUCUACACUCUUACUGAUGAGAGAGAAUGCUCUUUUAGGGUUUCUGCAAAUCGAUCUACCGAUAUCUACAUUCCCGAUCUGUCCGACACUGAAUUGAAUGCAGGCAGAUCCAAGUCUCUGAUUCAACUUCUGCAUUUGACUUCGCCGACGGUAAGUCAAAGAGCUGCCACUUUCUUCAAAUGACGAUUCUGUACAUUAUGCUUCGAGGGCCUUGAAUUGUACGUCAUCAUGGAAAAAGUUGUUUGUUGGCGUUCACUGUGGUUGUCAUGCCUUCGCAUUUGAAGGGGUACUGGGAUUUCAGUUAUUACGAUAGCAUUCACUGUUUCUUUGUGCAAUUACAAGGAUUGGGUUUUGGGUCAAUUUAGAAGGCACAAUUUUCAUAUUGGUUUUAGGCAUUACGGAACUGUAAUUAUGUUGAUUUGAUGACACUUUUCUUUAUGACAAUGGGGAGAUGAGCUUGUUUUCAGUAAUUGGGUCGUGACAGUAUAAUUGGAUGGGCAUGUGCUCUGGAGAAGUGGAAUUGCAUUGGAUUAAUUGAUAUUCUUCUCCAUAUCAAUGCAAGCAACACCUUGGUUUGAUUUUAAGAGUGGUCGAAGAGCUCAGGUUAUUUUAUGCUGACGGCUGUAGCUUGAUUAUGUUUUGUCGAUUUUGUGAGGUGCUUUCCAAAUAUGGUUUUAUGGAGGUGCUGGAGUGAUAACUAGCGUGUGGUGAAAUAGGGUGGCAGAGAUGUCUCCUUCUCCGGUAAUGAGAUGCUCUCCCGGGAGGGAGCUUAGAGCAGAAAAUCAUAAGAGAGGGCAGAGUCUUGAGGGUGGAAUACUAUUCAAAGAGAAAGCCGAUGAUCUAGCUCUGUUCAACGAGAUGCAGACCAAAGAAAGAGACAAUUUCUUGCUUCAGUCAAAUGACGAUUUUGAAGACAUUUUCGCUACAAGAUUGAGAUACUUUUCAGAUUAUAAGCUCGGUAUCUCCAUCCCUGCUCGAGGAGAGAGUAGUGACCUGCUUAAUGGGGAUGGAGAGAAGAAUGACUAUGACUGGUUAUUGACUCCCCCCGACACCCCUCUCUUCCCUUCUUUGGAUGAUGAGACACCACCGGUUAAUCUUGCAACAAGGGGAAGACCUCGAAGUCAACCCAUUUCAAUCUCAAGAUCUUCCACGAUGGAGAAGGGUUACAGAAGUAGUAGAGGUAGUGCAAGUCCAAAUCGCUUAAGCCCAUCUCCUCGGUCUGAGAGUAGUACUUUCCAAUCAAGGGGAAGGUCUUCUUCAGCACCUCAUUCUAGUCCUACUCAUAGUUUACGACAUGCCACUCCUUCACGGAGACCAUCUCCCAUGCCAAGUAAAUCCCCAACACCUGCUCCGAGGUCUUCUACACCAACUCCUCGGAGGAUGAGCACAGGGUCUAGUGGUACUGUGGCUUCAUCUGGAGUGAGGGGUACCUCCCCUGUGAAGACAAGUCGAGGGAAUUCUGCAUCACCAAAAAUAAGGGCAUGGCAGUCAAAUAUUCCAGGUUUUUCCUUGGAUGCACCUCCUAAUCUGCGUACUUCACUGGCUGAUCGACCGGCAUCAUAUGUGAGAGGUUCCUCGCCAGCAUCCCGAAAUGGUAGGGAUUCAUCCUCCAAAUCUGGCCGACAAUCAAUGUCUCCAACUGCUUCUAGAAGCAUCAGUUCAUCACAUAGUUAUGAUCGGGACCGGUUUAGCUCCCACAGUAAAGGUUCUGUUGCGUCAUCUGGUGAUGAUGAUGUAGACUCUUUACAAUCUAUUCCUAUGGGUAGCUCAGAUCGCUCAGCUUCAAGAAGAGUAGGUGCAUUUCCAAAUAAUAGAGCUCCGGCCUUUUCCAAGAAGCCAACCAGAACAGUGUCCUCAAGUUCUGCUCCAAAAAGAUCCUUUGACUCAGCUCUUCGACAAAUGGAUCACCGGAAAGGUCCUCAGAAUAUGUUCAGGCCACUCUUAUCUAGCGUCCCCAGUUCCACCUUCUACAUUGGAAAAGCAAGUGCUGCACAUCGUGCUAUGAUAUCUAGGAACUCCUCAGUCACAACUAGCAGUAAUACAAGUUCUGAUCAAGGUACAACUGGUGCACAUGAUACCGAAGGCAGUGAGCGAAACCAGGAUAAUAUGGCUAGUGAAUUUGGAAAGGCAUCAUAUUCUGAUGUUCAGGAUGAAGUGUUUGCAUUUGAUACGGUGGAUGAUGUAAAUGAAGAUGUUGGGCAUGAAAUCCACGAUGGAUCACCUAACACUCGGCACUGUGACUUUAAUGAAGGCUCUGCAGCUACUUCUCAAUUUGCUGGCUCUGGAAACGUUAGCCACCAUGAUACUACUAUGGCAGUCACUGCAACUUUUGAAGCUUUGGAUGUCAAGGGUGAUUUAUCAGAAGUUAAUAGCCGUGAGGAUAUUCGACUUUGUUCUAAAUGCCUUUGUAGGUAUCAAGCCAGUGAAUUAUCAGAACUGGACUUAAACCUUUGCCCAGACUGCAUUAAGUUAGAGGUACCUUUGACCACAACCACUCUUGCCACGUCCAUAAAGUGUGCUGAAAAUUCACCUAGUCUUUCUAUGAAGAUUUCAGAAGAAGAUGAAUCAUUUGAUGCAUUGGAGCCCCUGAUGGCUGUAUCUGAAUUUCCAGAAGUGACCGAUAUGGAUGCUGAAAGGGCAGUUCAACAUGAAGAGACUGUUGAGGCACACCAAAUUUCCUACCGUGAGCCAAGCAAGAAUUUCUUGUCAGAAGAUUCUCUUGUGCAGCCACUAGUGGAGGAAAGUGAGCAGGAACCUGCAAACCAGCAAUUGAUAGUCCGACCAACUGUUGUUAAUAGCUUACCUGAUGGUGAAGCUGCGGGUAAAAAUAUGCAGCACUUCAGUGACUAUUCAAAGUUAAAGGCUAAUGUUUCAGAAGGUGCAGGCAUUUCCAUACUGCUGAAGAGGUCAAGCAGUGGCAAGGGGCCUGCUGUCCAGGGCAGGACUUUUACUGCCACUAGCAUUCCUUAUGAUGAUCCUUCGUAUGCGAGAGACGGUGCAAGCAGCAUAAGAAAUUCCAUUGGACACUGCAGUUCCUCUGCAUCAUCGUCCAUGGACUUGGGCUCAGCUAGACAAACAGAGAUUCGUGUGCAGCGGCAGUUAAGCAGCAGGAAAUCUGACAUGGAAAUUUACAGGCAUGACAUGAACACGAAGCACCAACGCACUGGAUCAUCUUUAUCUGGUACUUCGAAUCAUGCUUCCCAAGGUUUAGGUAUUGUAACAAGCACACAUGAAGAAAAACUUGAGGUUUCCUUUGGCCAUGUGGAAAAUGAUGCUGUAGACUUCACAUGUGUAGCUCCUCAAGAGAAAUUCCUUGCUUCAGAAUAUACAGGCGUGGAUGAUACAUAUACUGAAGUUGAAUUCAACAAUGAUUGUCAAACAAUGGAUGUUUCUACUUCAGAGUUGUCAAAACAUAACCUAAAUAUUCAUUUAAGGGACAGUUCGGUUGCUGCAUUUUCAAAUUUUGAAGACUCUGCUUCAAAUAGGAACAGUGACAACUUCACAAACAAUGCAAGGAGUAUCUCAGAUAUAGAAGUAUCAGCUAUGACUCCAGAAUCUUCUAUUGUAGAGGAAAGUGCAAUGUCAAAUUCCAAUAUUGACGGAGUGCAUGUUACAGAGAUUCCCAUUCAAAGCUCGUUGGACACAAUAUCAGAAAUAGAAAUCGAGAAUGGUCAUCCGAGUUCUCCUGGUUCAGAAUCUGAUGUUGUUUCUGUACAUUCAGGAAGCCACAUAGAUGAAAUACAGGAGCCUUCUAUUCCUGCUGCAUGUGAUAAGGAUAUAACAGCUUCCGCUGCAGAGUCUGAUACCUCAGAUCAUGCACAUGGUAUCCCUGAGGAAUCAACCAUAAUGUUAGGAGGCCAAGGAGGGACUAAGGCCAGAAGCCUAACACUGGACGAAGCUACAGAUACUAUACUCUUCUGCAGCUCUAUCAUUCACAAUCUGGCCUAUGAGGCUGUUUCCAUAGCAAUGGAAAAGGAAAACUUAGUCCCACUAGAAGGAUCCCGACCAACAGUUACAAUAGUGGGAAAAUCCAAUUCAGAGAGAAAAGAAUCAAGGGGCAGAAAUGCUGGCAGACGUGCUUCCAAGUCCCAAAAAUCCCAAAAGUCAGUGCAGAGGCGGGUUGAAAUAGAUACAAAACCCCCUCUUGGGCCUCUUGACGACACUGAAAAUGAUGACAAGACUAACGAGUCUACAACUCGUAUUGUUGGGAUUCCAAAUAAGGGUGACGGUAUGAAGCCUCCAAAGCUGGAGUCCAAGUGCAAUUGCACAAUAAUGUGAAAGUCUUUCCAUUCAGAGCAUGCUGGUGGACCUGCCGUGAAACUCUCUGUGUGCUCCCUCCAUCCCAUUUGGAGGAGAGGACGCCAAGUGCUUUAAUUUACAUUUGGGGGCUGUUUGGAUGAUUGCCAAUUGGUUUUUGCUGGUUCAGAUAUAUUUGUAUGAAACACAACUGUCCUAUUAUUAGUGACAUAAUCAUUGUAAAGUCUUAAUUUUUAUUAGGAUGGUAAUAGUGAGAGGCGUUGGAUGUUCGUGUUUGCUCCAAUCGCCAUAUUCUUGUUAGUCAUUUGUUUCGGUUCUAGUCCUCACUUAGAGGUGUGGAUUCUUUUCUUGUGGUGCUGAAGAAGUGUGUAUUCAAUCUCUCGCUUAUUCAUAUUUGUUAUCACUCAAAUAGCACUGUUGCUAAAAAUGCCAUAAUUUAUUCUGGUUCAA